This is a messenger RNA of Perkinsus marinus ATCC 50983, 315 nucleotides long. RefSeq lists its product as hypothetical. The coding region runs from base 1 to 315 and encodes 104 amino acids. The transcript has 2 exons. The record is from RefSeq and is a predicted model, not a curated record. Lineage: Eukaryota; Perkinsozoa; Perkinsida; Perkinsidae.
AUGGCCGAGGGACAUACGGACCUCGGCGAGAACAAGGUUGAAAAGUCGCUAUACGAUCGCAUCGUGGCCGAGCUCAGAACACUAGAGGUUAUGAAAGCUGACCAGGAUACUGAGAUCACUCGGCUGAUAGCUGACAUGGCCCGACUGCAAGACACCAGCAACGCCUUCGGUCUCGAUAUUGGCGAGAGAGUCAGGGAGAGAUUCUGUACGCUCGAGGCCAAGAGUCUUGAGAGUCGCAGAAAUGAAGUUGGCAAGCGGGGUUCAAAGUCAAGAAGUCAGCGCAGGUCGGGCGUCACGGACUGCGUACCACAGUGA